UUUACCUAUUGCUUUGCCACAGUAACCUUGCCGUCAUGGACGAAGAAACCGCCCCGCCAACUGUCGAGCUUCAGCCGCCAUGGUGCGGAAUGUGCCGCGACUUCAUACCCGUCGACUCAAACCCAGAGGCAUCGCUGUUUGAGCAGUGGCUUAAGGUAUACCACGUUGAUGUCGAAACCUUGAACGAAAACUGCCAUCGGUGUCGUUUGCUCAAAGCCACCUUCCAUAGGCUGGAGUCUUCCCUGGAAGCAGACUACCCUGAUGUGGAAUUCAUCGAUGAUAGCCAGCAGGGCCAGAACAAGAGCAUGUGGCUUAGCCUAGAAGAGGGCGACAUCGUUACAGUGCGAUGCACCUGGCUUGGGAAGACAAAGUCAGGGGCAAGGCUUCACCAUGAUUCAUUCGAUAGGAGUGUUAGAAUCUGUCCUGCCGUUCAGUCCGAGGUCCCCGCAACUGCUGAAGCAGAAACUCUCACCAGUCUGCGCUGGAGCCCUAAAUCACAGGAGAGCCUCCAAUUUCUCAAAGAUGCGCUCCAUACUUGCGAACUAGGAGACGGUGAACACCAGUUUUGCUUUCAACAAAACCCAGAGUUACCGGCCCGGCUGGUACAGAUCAUGGAUGACGAGUCCUUGAGGCUAUACGAGCCCCAACCUGGUGAAAGAGGCACUUAUGUUGCUCUGAGCCAUUGUUGGGGACCCCGCGAAAAACUCCCUAUCAAGACCACCAAGCAAACGGUCCUUCAACACAAGGACUGCAUUCUCUGGAAUGACCUAUCAGCCGUCUUCCAAGACGCCAUCUGGCUUAGUCGACAACUUGGGAUCGAGUACGUCUGGAUUGACUCGCUAUGCAUUAUUCAAGAUGACGAGCGGGACUGGGAGAUUGAAUCGACAAAGAUGGCACGAUACUACUCCGGGGCACAUCUUACUAUUGCUGUGGAAACAUCGCCAGAUGGUUCUGUUCCGUUUCUCCGAGAAAGCGAUGAUCGGUGGCAACGAAUGGUUUACCUGACACAUGACCGAACUGGUCGCCCAUGCAACUACAUCGUGAGGGAACACCACAUGAACGAGUUGUAUUUGUAUGGGGGGAACGACAACUACUUCUCUGCCGGAAGCUCUCUGCUGCCGCAUCGCGCCUGGACGCUCCAGGAAUCGGUUCUAUCAAGUCGAAUCGCACACUUCACGCCUUCCACUGUGAUAUGGCAUUGCCAGGGCCAGUCUGCAUGCGAAGACGCACACCGAGUAUUGGGAACAGGGAUAUCAGAAUGGAAUGCCCAGAAAGCUUUACAUGAACUAUACAACGCGCCGAUAACAGACGAAAAUCGCACACAAGCGGCCUGGAAACUCUGGGGAUCACUUGUAAAGCAGUACACGUACCGAAAGUGCACCUUUGCAAGCGAUCGACUCCCUGCCAUCGGCGGAAUAGCAGAAUACUUUGCACCAAGCUUUGAGGGAAGAUACCUGGCGGGAAUUUGGGAAGCUUACCUGCCGCAUAGCCUAUGCUGGACUCGAGAAGGGGAAAUUUGUAGUCUGGCAUUGGAAGAGAGCAUUGCGCCCACAUGGUCGUGGGCAUCGCUACCUCCAGGCAUUGGGCUCGCUCAUCGCACGGAGGAAUUCCAUGUGGAACUUGAGCCAGAAUAUCAGCCCAAAAUACUGGAAGCCUUCUGCAAAACGUCUGAAGUAGCACCAUUUGGGCGGGUAAGUGGGGGACACAUCUUGAUGGAGGCGCCCCUGUUUGAGGUCAAGGUCACCUGCGCGGUUCCGCAACCCAAAGUCCCCGAAGUCUUCAUACACACCGUUUCGUUCGGCCCAGAGGCUGGAGAUUUGAGCAAAGCCGAGUUCACAGUCACCGAGGACUGCCAUCUGGCAGUGGAAAACGGCAACGUUGCGAGAGCAACUGAAAGUGUGCAAGUGAAGUAUCUCCAGGAUCCGUCCACAUUCGAGGCAACAGCUUGGGUUUUGUGGUUAAGUGGAGUGAGGGAUAUUUGGAUGAAUGGGUUGAUUCUGGGACGCGAUCCAAGCUCUGGGCAUUAUCAAAGGGUGGGAUGCUUGCAUGUGGAGAAAUUGGACAAGGACAGUUUUCCAAAUCAGCCUGCUCGGAGGGAGAUCAAAUUGGUAUAGGUUCUUUGGCUGCGUAUCGGAUUAUUGAAGGUGUGUAGAGGUAGCUUGUGUUUUGUUGAUGAAUGUCUCGUAACCUGAGGAAGGACAAUAUUUUUCUC
This is a messenger RNA of Fusarium vanettenii 77-13-4, 2212 nucleotides long. RefSeq lists its product as uncharacterized. Lineage: Eukaryota; Fungi; Ascomycota; Sordariomycetes; Hypocreales; Nectriaceae. The transcript is spliced from 2 exons. The record is from RefSeq and is a predicted model, not a curated record. The coding region runs from base 36 to 2114 and encodes 692 amino acids.